Molecule: messenger RNA, 2781 nt
Organism: Ylistrum balloti
Lineage: Eukaryota; Metazoa; Mollusca; Bivalvia; Pectinida; Pectinidae
Product: cyclin-dependent kinase inhibitor 1-like
Exons: 3
Coding region: 41-619 (192 amino acids)
Biological process (GO): regulation of cell cycle
Cellular component (GO): nucleus
Molecular function (GO): cyclin-dependent protein serine/threonine kinase inhibitor activity
Source: RefSeq, a predicted model, not a curated record
UCUUGGUGUGUUCAGACGUACUACUCUAGGUCCUGUUCUGAUGAUCGCCACAAAGAUGCACGCUGUGGUUCAGCUCAAGGAAAACAUCAAUAUUAACAACAGCAACAAAAAGAUGGAUGUGUCGCGGGUACGAAGGUGUUUAUUCGGUAAGCCGGAUAAGGACAGUCUUAAAGCUGAGGUUUCAAAACUCUAUGCCAAAGAUUGUGCAGAGGCCAAAUCUCGUUGGAACUAUGAUAUCCUUAAUGAUGUACCAGAGGAUGGGCCUUUGAAUUGGGUACAAACCACGGAUUGUCCAGAUUUCUACAAAAAAGGAUACACAUCAAAAUUCCGACGUGUGAUACCACGUGUGCCGUGCAAUUCUGUUUUUAAUAGGGAUUACAGCGACGACAGUGACGAUGAGUGUAAUUAUAAAAGAGUAUCUAGUGCUACCAGCGAUGAGGACAAUGAUGUGUUAUCUAGUCAUACGGAUUUGUGCAAUAAAUCGGACGAGGAUAGUAAAAGUCACAGUUCUACAAUCCCCGCGAAACUCGUACAAACACACAUGGAUGCAUAUUUGAGGAAAAGAAAAAGAGCAGUCCCUUCAAGCACAACAUCAAGCAAGACAAGAAGACUGGAAUGAAGAGAAAUUUUUAGUCUAUAUAUACAGAUUUUGCAAACAGAAGUGCUUUGUUGCCAGAGAUGAUGUGCCAGUCAGUCGGUGAAUGAGGACAGAGGUGGUAUUACGGAGAGCUGGGACCAGACAUAAAUGGACAGAGCCCUAUUGUCCGUCUGGACACAGUGGCCAGUCUUCCAGCACCUCAAGCACUGGACACAUUGGGACCAUACUUGCCAAUAGUGAACGAGUACCAAGUGUAGAUUCAAGGACCAAAACAGAAAUAUUGACUUGUAGUGCGGCAGGAUCCGUACUUUUUCUACAUUUAAUUCUUGGCCAAAAUUUGAAGAUUGAUAUGUCUUGCCGACAGAUAUUAGAUAGAUGUAAAAUUUUCUGAGUUACAAGUAAAAGACAAUUAUUUUGCAUUUUCUGUGAGAAGGUUUGAUUGUAUUAUGAUAAUUUUCUCUUUUUGUUUACGAAAAAAAAAGAUGUUUGUCAUCCUUGGAUUUGUCUACCCCGUACAUCAGUUGUUCACUAUGUGCCCAGUAGGUGUCGCUACUGGUGAUCCUGUGUGGCAUAUUUGUCAAAAUAAACGAAUUGAUGUUACUAAAUGCAGAAUGAAUGUUUCAAAUAUUUAUAGUUUGAUGGCUGAGAACUGUAAUAUAAAUUUUUAUCCACGAGUGAAAACUACAAAACUUACCAUUAAAUGGUAUACAUUUUUUCUCAAUUAACUUUAAAUCAUUCCAAAAAAUAUCCAUCUGAUAUUUACAGCUGAUAACAUCAGGCACAGAUGCCAAACAAGGCGAAAAAUAUAAUUUUACAUCUUUGGGAGAAAUAUUUUUAUUUUUAUCUUUGUGGAGCAAAAAAUAUUAUUUUAUUUUGUGUUAUUGUGUUUUCCAUAAUACACUGCCCUCAUUUUCCAAGUUUGUGAAGAAAAGUUUAAAACCCUUGUGCAAUUCUAUAUAUUUGUGUAACUGCAGCUGCUGGCUCACACCUGACCAGGUGUAAGCGAGUAGAACUGUGGCCGAUCUCAUUUGCAUAUUAUCAUUUUAUUUAUUGUUUGCCUUAAAUUAUGUUCUAACUUAAAAUACAUUUAAGCGAAAUGUAUAUAAUAUAUGUAUUACAUGAAUUAUUUGUGAAAGCAAAUAAGAGGACUCCUAUUUAUGAUGUUGGAUCUGACUUCCUUUAGUCAGAAUAAAAUUAUUUAAUUCAAAUGUAAAUAUUUAACAAAAAAAAAAACAAUACAAACAAAUGUUAGCAGAAUUUGAAGAAAAGUGAUUGCUAUGGAAUAUGGAAACAGUUAUUUUAGGAGAUAAUUUGAUUUUAUUACAAAAGAAAUAUUCAAUUUUAAUCUUUGGCGUUUAUCACCAUAUCUUGCCUAUCUUCUAUCUCCCUUUUUAUUAAUUAUGUACAUUUCAAGAAUUUUGAUUUCGUUCUUUUUCUACUCUUUAAAUCCUCUAUGAUUUAUUAGACAAGUUUAAGGAAAUUUAAGAGAAGAGAUCCACAGUUAAUGUAUGGUAAAUGACAUGGAGAUUGGAAGGUUUAAAGAAUAUCUUCAUGUUUACAUCUGAAAGAAAGUAAAAGAAAAAAAGAUAACAAAAUAUGAAUGUCUGGUUGGAGUAAAUAGAUUUGAGGAAUCUUUAAUUAGAACAUAUAUUAAUGAAAUGCAUUUAACAAUUAACAACCAUCAUGUCAUUUACCGUAACACUUCACGAUCCAGAUGAAUCCCUAUAUUGAAUUGAUCUCGUUUUAUGUUGAGCCACAAUCAUCUUUGGUGAAAACCAAACCUGAAAUAUUUUGAUUAAUUUGUCCAUAUUAAAGAUUUAGUUGUGUAGUUUCAGAAUUACUUAUGUGUUCAAAUUGGAAAGGUUUAGUCAGGAUAUGAAAGUGGAGAACGAUAUUCGACUUGGUCGAGUUUUUUAAAGAUUUUUUUCUGCGUGAAUGAAUGGAUAAAUAAAGAAUGUAAGAAGGAGUGAAUGUUGAAUGAAAUUAAAGCAUGGAUUUUUUUUUAGUUAAAUGAACAGUGCAAAGACUCAAAACGCUCAUCAACUUGUUUCCAUUUAUCAUAGUUCAUCAAGUGCAACUUUGUUGUGUUGUCAAAAAACUAUUUCUUGUUGAUGCUGAAAUAGAUAAAAAAUACUGUAAAAGAAAAGAAGAAGAACCCAAUAAAAUUGAAGGUUUACAAAAUA